Drosophila miranda is the source of this 1096-nucleotide messenger RNA. RefSeq lists its product as uncharacterized. NCBI's taxonomy places the organism in Eukaryota, Metazoa, Arthropoda, Insecta, Diptera, Drosophilidae. The transcript is spliced from 2 exons. The coding region runs from base 1 to 324 and encodes 107 amino acids. The record is from RefSeq and is a predicted model, not a curated record.
AUGAUUGUGACACUCUCGACGGCAAUCUACACUACGGUGGCCACCCUUUGGCAGGUUCAACAGACCCUAAUCAAUUGGAUGAUGUCGUUUAGUCUUUUCAUUUUGGGUCUGUUCUGCAAGCCGUAUUUGAUAGUUCCCCUGUUGGCAGCUGGGUUCUUCAUGGUGCGCCGGAUCUUGCUGCGGCGGGCAAAGCGGACCCAAGCCUGGAAAUCGCCGGGUAACAACGAGUCUGGGUCGUCCAGGCAUUACUCCAUUAAAACCCCACCAUCACGCGACACGGAGAGCUCCCUGCCCAAUAGCGUCGGUGACACAUCCCAGAAGUAGUCGAGCAACGGAUAAUCACACGAUUCACACGGGUUUAUAAAACAUAUAACAUACGUCUGAAAUACUACAUACACAUUCCAUGAGAACACUCAUACAUGUGCACGGGGGUGGAUGGAUCCUAAGACUAAAGCAAUUAAAAAAUACUGCACUGUACCAUCGUUUCAUCCAAAAGAAUACUAGGACUUGAGCAGAGUGGGGAUGUCUACUUUGCGCAGAGCGUCUCUUGCUUUGAGGAGCAUAGUAUUGUGCGGCUGGCUAGUGAGGCUGGCCAAGUGAUGCAUAUACCUGUCAAUGUUGCCAACGCUCGGACCGGACGGUUCCAGCGGAGGCAAUGGGACACCAUUGAGGGCUGCAACCAGCUUCUGGCGCAGACCCUUCACGUACGCCUCCAGUCGCACAUUCUCCUCCUUCAGUUCGGCCACCUCGCCCAUUACCUUGGCAUAGCCAACCUUGGUGUUGUCCACGUGCUGCUCCAGCACCGCAUUUAAAUGUACCACCUUAAAUGUACGCUAUAAUUUAGAAUUUAACCUUUUUGAAACAACCACAACAACACAACUAUCAAACAAAACUAUUUUCUAUUUAAGUUUUAAUUUAUUUUUGAUUAACUUUUUUUUGCUGUUCCUAAGAAACAAAUCCAAAAAACAAAACACAUUAAGAAGAAAAAGGCUUAAGUUCAUUAACGAAGAAGUAAAACGACGAGACAACCAUUUUGUUCAAUAAUAAAAGAAGAAACAACAAGUUUUAUUUGCUGCAAGAAGACUGUACACAUAGA